Molecule: messenger RNA, 489 nt
Organism: Drosophila melanogaster (fruit fly)
Lineage: Eukaryota; Metazoa; Arthropoda; Insecta; Diptera; Drosophilidae
Gene: COX6CL
Product: cytochrome c oxidase subunit 6C-like
Biological process (GO): oxidative phosphorylation
Cellular component (GO): mitochondrial inner membrane
Source: RefSeq, marked reviewed
AAGCUGAGAUACAUUUCACAUUCAUUUCUCUUCCCGAAAUAAGCAGAGAAACUCGAAAAUGCCCGAAGAAAAGCCCCCCGAGUUUAAGUUUCCCAUGCAUGACUUACACUUGAAGCAAACGUUUCGCAAUGUAAAAAUGGCCUGCACUUUGGCCCUGUUAGCUCCACUUCUUUUCUACACUUUACACAACAAUCCGCGCAAGAGGAAGUACAGGAACUUUUACUCCACUUACGAUCCCAUGGAUGCGUUCGACCGCAUGAUGAGUGGAGGAUACCUAUCGUCCUGUCCUCCGGGCAGUGGUCCCAAAAAGGAUGACAAGAAGAAGAAAUAGAUCAAGGUACCGACAGUAUCUUAUCUCAAUUCCCAUUGAACACCAUAUAGACAAAUUAACCAUGUAACCCCUUGUCGACACACCUCCUAAAUGGAAAUCAAAAUUUACAUGAACUAGUUAACACAUUGCAUUACAAAUAAAUUGGAGCAUUGCAAACU